AUGUCGGACUCUGAGGAUCUGUUCAAUUUCGUACCCAUGAAUCAACCAGUCCAACAAACCACCGGACAGAAGACGCUGGGUCUCGCUCGCAAGAGAUCAAAAACAGAUCAAACAUUCUUUCAAUAUAUUAAGAAGCCUGUAACUCGCGGGACAGACAGAGCUUUAAAGUACACCAUGUCACAAUCCUUAAAGAAACUUCGACGGUUCCGUAAUAUCAAAUUAUUGCGCAUCCAUUUACCCAAAUAUUCGAAUGGCACUCUCGUACAGUCCUUAUUGCUGAAUGGUUUGAAGAACAGUAGUUACCCAGAGAAGCAUACAGCCGAUAUCCUUAAGAUGUUGACUCUUAACAAGUAUGGUGGUGUGGCCUUAGAAACGAAUAUGAUAGUUCUGAGGUCCUUAAAUGAUCUCCCACAAAACUGGAUUCUUAAAAGAAACGAAAAAUACGUCGCACCAGGUCUCAUGGGGUUCUCCAAAAGCGAAUUUGGAUUAAAUGUUACUAGUGAAAUAUUAAAGAAAAUAUCAGAAACUUACAAUUCUAGUAACUAUUACGUCACCGGUAGGGCAGCUAUAGAGAAGGUGGUCCAAGGCAUAUGUCCCAUCAAAAUUCGUUGGAACAGCUGUAAAGAAAUGAUGAUCUUCCCUGCGUACGACUUCUAUUCAGUAGAAAAUAUUUUAAGGACCCCAUUUGAUAAAAUAGCAUUAUCACAAGUGUCUUUCUCAUUUCAUUUAAAAACUCUUACAAGGGCAGAAAGUCCUUUCGUAUCCGAAAGCAUAAUACGUAUAUUUUGCCCUUCAAUAUUUUGGGAGUUCCAACAAAACCUAACUUAUUAAGAAUAGGAUUACCACACUCCGAAUCUGCAGAAAAUGUACACUUUCUGGU
This is a messenger RNA of Spodoptera exigua (beet armyworm), 880 nucleotides long. Lineage: Eukaryota; Metazoa; Arthropoda; Insecta; Lepidoptera; Noctuidae. The record is from the annotation of a GenBank genome assembly.